CGAAUAUUUUAUGCUGCUGCUGAUAUGUGGGGUGAAGUAAUAGAGGUCAGAAAGAUGAUGGAUGAAAGAGGGCUGAUAAAGAAACCAGGUUUGAGUUGGAUCGAUAUCAAGAGAGAGGUGCAUGUUUUCUUAGUGGGAGAUACGUCUCACCCAAGAUAUGAUGAAAUACAUCACUAUUUGCAUGAGCUUUUGAAGAGGAUGAAGGAAGAAGGGUAUGUCCCCGACACGAAUUUUGUGCUGCAUGAUGUUGAAGAGGAGCAGAAAGAGCAGAACCUCUCCUACCACAGUGAAAAGCUCGCCGUUGCAUUUGGCAUUAUUUCUACUCCGCCAGGAACACCGAUCAAGGUUUUUAAGAACUUAAGAACAUGUGUAGAUUGUCAUACUGCGAUUAAGUUUGUUUCUAAGAUUGCUAACAGAAAAAUUAUAGUCCGGGAUUCAAAUCGGUUCCAUUGUUUUGAGGGCGGGAUCUGGUCAUGUCGAGAUUUUUGGUGAUUUGACUCACUCGGUAAUCUGUAAAGCAUUUUAUUUGAGUAGGAUUACAGAAACAUAAGCUUAAUGUCUUCUGUGCAAUCUGGGAGCUUCCCACAUUUUGUUCUGAGUGGAAAGAACUAGAAUCUGAUUUUUUUACAUCUUCAA
This is a messenger RNA of Pyrus x bretschneideri (Chinese white pear), 636 nucleotides long. RefSeq names its product pentatricopeptide repeat-containing protein At4g37170-like. NCBI's taxonomy places the organism in Eukaryota, Viridiplantae, Streptophyta, Magnoliopsida, Rosales, Rosaceae. Gene Ontology annotation, biological process: RNA modification. The annotation marks the transcript as partial. The transcript has a single exon. Gene Ontology annotation, molecular function: RNA binding; zinc ion binding. The record is from RefSeq and is a predicted model, not a curated record.